Molecule: messenger RNA, 3098 nt
Organism: Tribolium madens (black flour beetle)
Lineage: Eukaryota; Metazoa; Arthropoda; Insecta; Coleoptera; Tenebrionidae
Product: piwi-like protein Siwi
Exons: 9
Coding region: 37-2844 (935 amino acids)
Biological process (GO): regulatory ncRNA-mediated gene silencing
Cellular component (GO): P granule
Molecular function (GO): piRNA binding; protein binding
Source: RefSeq, a predicted model, not a curated record
AACCAAUCCUCGUUUUUCCCGGUUACCCCCAUCCACAUGAACAACAAUCCGGCACAAGUUAGGCAAGUUCCAACAACUGCGAUCAGUCGAGGUGUAGAAGAGCUGGUGGAGAUAUUGCGUGCCACAGAAUCUAAAAAUAAAUGGAAGCCCGUGGGAAAGGGAGAGGCUUUGGCCGAGCACGCGGUCAAGCCGCCGCUGGACAACAGCAGCAGGGCCAGCAACAACGUCCUGGAAGAAGACCUGGCGGCGAUCAAGGUCAAGCUGCACCACGUGGUCCGCCACAAAGCGCUUGGGUACGACCGGCUCAACCGGCGGCAUCGGCAUGGCCACGGCCCCAGAUGGGGGGUGCUCCACAGCAACAACAGCCCCAACAAGUUGCAGGACGAGGAGAAAGACAAGAAUUUGACCUUGGAGUUACUCCUCGAAGGGAACAAAUGGUUUUCCAACCAUACCAGAGUUGUUGCGGGCGAAGGAGAUCAAGGAAAUCAAGAUGGUGCCCAACCCGCCACUAGAGGUGGAGCUAGCAGCGUUCGUGGAAGAGUUGUGAGAAAGGAAAUUAUUUUUACUAGACCCCAAACGUUGGUAUCUAAGAAGGGUAACAUCGGAACUCCUAUCAAUUUGUUGGCCAACUACCUUCCGUUGAUAAAACAGGGGAAAUGGUGUUUGUAUCAAUAUCGUGUUGAUAUGGCCCCCGAUGUUGAUAAUACUUCAAAGAGGAAGGGUCUAGUACGCACUGCCACUAGAGAACUUCUUAAAGGAGGGUAUUUGUUUGAUGGGACUGUGUUGUAUACAACGCAAAGAAUAAAUAAUGAUUCCAUUGAUUUAUUUGUUGACGAUAAUGGUGAGAACAUCAGAAUUACCAUUCGGCUAGUUGGGGACGUGGCAUGGGGUGAUAUGCACUACAUUCAGUUGUUUAAUAUUAUAAUAAGAAAAUGUUUGGCUUUGAUGGGGCUGCAACAGGUGGGGCGAAACUACUUCAUGCCCGAUAAUAAGAUAGUUAUACAAGAACAUAAAAUUCAAUUGUGGCCUGGAUACUUUACGUCGAUGCGACAACAUGAAAAAGAUAUCCUACUAAAUGUUGACCUUCAAUUUAAAUUUAUGCGAACUGAUACGGUUUACGACAUACUACUUGAAUGCCAAGGUGCCAAUGCCAGGAAAGAGUUUCAGUCAAAGAUAAUUGGGAGUGUUGUUUUAACUCACUAUAACAACAAAACUUAUAAGAUUGAUGACGUGGAUUUCAAUACCACCCCUGCAAAUACAUUCAGAUUAUCUGAUGGCACUGAAGUCAGCUACAGAGAUUACUGUAAAAAGAAGUAUAACGUUGAUAUCCGCGUUAGGGAUCAGCCCAUGCUAAUCUCUAGAAGCAAACCCAGGGAAAUCCGAGCCGGAAUGCCAGAAACUGUCUAUUUGGUUCCAGAGUUGUGUCGCAUGACCGGAUUAACUGACAAACAACGAGACAAUUUCAAUCUUAUGAGAAUGCUGGCGACUCAUACUAGAAUAGGUGUAGAAGGUCGCAUUAAAAAGCUGAUGGAAUUUUCACAAAAACUUCACAGCAAGCGAGAAGUCGUUGAAGAAAUUCGCAGAUGGGAUCUGGAUGUUGCGAAUAGUCUUGUUAAGUUCCAGGGUCGUGUGUUGCCCCAAGAACAAGUGAUUGGUGGUAAUGAUGCACGAUAUCCUGCUGGACCUCAAGCUGACUGGACCAAAGAAUUAAGGAGCAAACCAAUGCUUCAUAUGCCUAAAAUGGAGCGUUUGGCUGUGGUGUGCACUGGUCGUAACAAGAGUGCUACACAAGAUUUCGUUCAGCUAUUGUGUAAGACUGCUGGCGGAAUGAGAUGGUCCCUCGGAAAUCCGAGGAUAUUUGACAUACAAGAUGAUCGUUCAGGAACAUACAUUGAAACCAUCGAGAAAAUAGCAAACAUGAAUCAACCAACACUCAUUCUGGUUAUUCUCCCUAAUAAUUCUGCAGAACGUUAUUCUGCAAUUAAAAAAAAGUGCUGUGUUGAUAGAGGCAUUCCUACGCAGAUGUUUGUAGCAAGGAAUCUAACUACUAAAGGAGUCAUGUCGAUCGCGACAAAAGUAGCAAUUCAAAUGAAUUGCAAGAUCGGUGGUGCCCCUUGGUGUGUACCUAUACCUCUUCAAAGUUUGAUGAUCGUUGGCUAUGACGUUUGCCGCGAUACUGUAAAUAAAAAGAAGAGCUUUGCGGGAAUAGUGGCGUCUCUUGAUAAGAACAUCUCCCGUUAUUAUAACAUCUGUUGCGAACAUAAGAUGGAGGAAGAACUGUCUGGCAAUUUUGCCUCUGCGCUUGUUAUACUUUGCAAACGUUGGAAGGAUCAUAACGGUCACUACCCGGAGAGAAUUUUAAUUUAUCGUGAUGGUGUCGGCGAGGGCCAAUUGCCGUUCGUGAUAGAACAUGAAGUAGUCAACAUUAAAAGAAAAUUGCAACAAGAGAUCUAUAAAGAUGGUGCAUUAAAAAUGGCUUUUGUUGUCGUUUCAAAAAGGAUUAAUACGAGAAUAUUUACUGAGAGAGAUAAUCCUCCACCAGGAACAGUUGUGGACGAUGUCAUCACUUUACCUGAGAGGUACGAUUUCUACAUCGUGUCUCAAUGUGUACGCCAGGGCACUGUAGCACCAACCAGCUACAAUGUAAUUGAAGAUAGUAUGGGGUUACCCCCAGAGAAACUUCAGUAUUUGACAUAUAAACUGACUCAUAUGUAUUACAAUUGGUCUGGAACAGUUCGCGUCCCAGCUCCAUGCCAAUAUGCCCACAAGUUGGCAUUUAUGGUGUCGCAGUACAUACACAGACCUGCGCAUCCGGAUCUUGAGAACAUUUUGUAUUACCUCUAAUUUUUAUAUUUUAAUUUGUUCAUUUUUUUGAAGAGAUUUUUUUUUGACGAGGCAAAUGUAAUUUUGCUGUCACAUUCCUAAGUAUGUUUUAAGGUAGAGUAUAGUUUGUGUUAGAGUUUGUUUUGCGUUUUUCCUUUCUUUUUUAUAUAAAUUGCAUAACUUCGUUACACUUGUUCAUGUUACGUUAUUUUUUACAAUGCGAUCUUUGUUAUAUUUUUAUAUGUGACGAGAGAAUAAAAGUUUCUACAAAAAGA